This is a messenger RNA of Strongyloides ratti, 2478 nucleotides long. RefSeq names its product Hormone receptor-like in 38. The transcript is spliced from 4 exons. Gene Ontology annotation, biological process: cellular response to corticotropin-releasing hormone stimulus; regulation of transcription by RNA polymerase II. Lineage: Eukaryota; Metazoa; Nematoda; Chromadorea; Rhabditida; Strongyloididae. Bases 1 to 2478 code for a protein of 825 amino acids. Gene Ontology annotation, cellular component: nucleus; transcription regulator complex. The record is from RefSeq and is a predicted model, not a curated record. Gene Ontology annotation, molecular function: RNA polymerase II cis-regulatory region sequence-specific DNA binding; zinc ion binding; DNA-binding transcription factor activity, RNA polymerase II-specific.
AUGAACUUUGGUACAACACAAAUAUUAGGAGAACAAAGUGACAGAAGAAUAAGAGACAGUGAUAGUGUUAAUGUUGCUAAUACAAAUAGAAGUCCAGAUAGUGAUGGUACUGUUAAUGUAAACAUAAAUGGAAGAUUAAUUAAUACUAUUUCAAAUACAGAAAUAAAUCUUCCAACAACAAAUAAUGGAUUUCAGAAUGUGAAUGAUUUUAAUACUACAACAUUUCAAAAUUAUAAUACUCCAGGAUGUUUUAAUUAUAAUGAUAUAUUUAAUGUUACUGCACAGAAUCAUGAUACUAAUACUAAUAAUAAUAGUAAUAUGUUUUUUGGCACAAGUGUUGAAUUUCCUCAAAACCAAAUGACAACUGUAUUUCCAACAAGUUAUAAUUCAAUUACAAUACCAGGUUCAAACUUUUGUUCAUCAACAGCUAAUUUAUGUAGAACAUUUGAUCAACAUACAUAUUCAAAUCCAUUUUUAAGUUAUGGAACACAUUUUGAUAUUCCUAAUAAUCAAGAUUCUUUACAUACAACAAAUAUGUCACAUGAUUCAUUAUCUUUAAAAGGUAGAAGUAUAACAGAUAUAUCUUCAAAUAUAAAAACAUCUACAUCAAAUACAUCCUAUAAUAGUCAUAAUUUUAUGAAUUUAAAUUUUCCAUUUUCGGAUAAGUCAUAUACUGGAUCCGGAAUGUCUACACAUGCAAUAUCUCAUACAUCUUCAUUUCCCACUUCAACAACAAUUCCUCCACAUCCAUUUCAUGCAUCAUCAUUUACAAAUAUACCAUUUAUUAUGUCGGCACAAAAUUCAACAAAUGCCUCAGCUAUUACUGCUGCUGCUUUAAUUAAUUCUAAUCAAUAUACAGGAAAUAUUAAUAAUAAUAAUAUAAAUAAUGUUACUAAUACUACAACUACAUUAACAACAUCAAAUAUAAUAUCUAAUAAUUAUAGUAUCAUUGAUCAAAAUCAUAGAAAUAAUAUGGAUAAUUCAAAUAAACUUUGUGCUGUUUGUAAUGAUACUGCUGUAUGCCAACAUUAUGGUGCAAGAACAUGUGAAGGAUGUAAAGGUUUCUUUAAACGUACUGUUCAAAAAAAAGCUCAAUAUGUAUGUGCUGGUUCAAAAAAUUGUCCUAUUGAUAAAAGGUAUCGCUCUCGAUGUCAAUAUUGUCGUUUUCAAAAAUGUCUUGCUGUUGGUAUGGUAAAAGAGGUUGUACGGUAUGGAUGUUUACAGGGUCGACGUGGAAGAUUACCAUCUAAAGCAAAAAGUCAGGCAACAGACAAACCACCAUCUCCACAAAUGCCUCUUAUUACAAUGAUACAAAGAGCCUGGACUGAAGGUGGAAAUAAUACAAUUAAUGAAGAAAAAAAAUAUGACUCAAUGAUAGAAUCUAAUGAAAUGAUUAAAUUAUUAAAUAAUGAAUAUAUAUCAAUGUAUCAAUUUUUUAUGAAAAUUCCUGAUAUUUCAAGUUUAAAAUUACAAGAUUUUACAACAUUAUUAGGUAGAAAUUUUUUUUCACUUUUAUCAUUAAAACUUUGUUACUAUUAUCCAUAUAAUAAAAUACAAAUAAUUGAUAAAGAUAAUGAAAAAGGACAUUAUUUUUAUUUUUCUGCAUCAAAUAUUAAAAUUGAUAUUAAAGAAAUUGAACAAUGUUUUAAACCAUUAUUUAAAAGUAUUGGUGAAAUAGCUAAAAUAUUUCAUUCACAAUUAGAGUGGGAUCAUGCUAGUUUUUCAACAUUAAUGACAAUACAAUUAUUAAACAGAAAAAAUGAAAGAUGUACAGAUGAUUCUUAUGCAAUGAAUUAUGAAACAUUUAAUUCAAAUGUCAAUUCAAAAAUAAAAAUAGAAUUAGAUGAUGUUGGAGGAAAAGAAUGUUGUGAUAUUAAUCUUCAAGAUAUACCAUCUGUUGAUAGAUUAAGAUCUACCUUAAUAAAUGCUUUGAAAGAUCAUUGUUGUUCUUCAAAUAAUUUUCAGGCAAAUAAAUUAAGCAAAAUAAUUGCACAAAGUACAAUAUUUGAUGUUUUUAAUAAAAUAGGAUUUAAAUGUCUGAAAUUAUUUGAUAUGACAAAGUUUUUAGGAGAUAAAAAUAAACAACAAGAUACAAAUAAUUUUAUUCAUAUUGCUUCAGUAUUUCAAAUAUUAAAUUCAAUAUACAUUUCUUUUCCUACAAAUUUUGAAAAUUUAAACAAUACUAAUCACCAAUCAUUGGAUGGUAGUUUUAAAAGUAGUUUUUCUCAUGAAUUAGUAACUUCUAAAAAUAAUAUUAAUCAACCGAAUACUUCUACACGUAUAAUUGAUUAUCAAAAUAUUCAAAGAACUCAACAACCUUUAUUACCAAUUUCAUUUUCAAUAAAAACAUCAACUUCACCAAAUAAUUUAAAUGUAAACACAAAUACUUCAAUUAAUAGUAAUUUUACAAAUUUAUAUGAAACUCCUGAUAUGAUAAAUAACUUGUUAAAUGAAACAAAUGGAAAUAUUUUAGUGUGA